Molecule: messenger RNA, 1862 nt
Organism: Quercus robur (English oak)
Lineage: Eukaryota; Viridiplantae; Streptophyta; Magnoliopsida; Fagales; Fagaceae
Exons: 5
Coding region: 60-1793 (577 amino acids)
Source: RefSeq, a predicted model, not a curated record
GUAUAUUUUUCACCUUGCCUUAUUGGGAGUACCAUGUGUUGCGUCACAAUCUUGAUGUGAUGCAUAUUGAGAAGAAUGUAGUUGAUAAUAUAAUUGGCACAUUGUUGAACUUGGAUGGCAAGACAAAGGAUAACUUGAAGGCACGCCAAGAUUUAAAAGAUAUGGGUAUAAGAAGUGAACUUCACUUGAAAAAGGUUGGGAAUGAUCAGACAUGUAUGCCACAUGCUUUCUACCAUAUGAAUGCUAGUGAAAAUGAUGGUUUUCUGCAAGUUUUGAAAGAUGUAAAAGUGUCAGAUGGAUAUUCUUCAAACAUCUCACGUUGCGUUAAACUCAAAGAACGCAAGAUUAGUGGGAUGAAGAGCCAUGAUAAUCACAUCUUAAUGCAGCAGCUUUUUCCAAUAGCAAUACGUGGAUCUUUGCCCCCUGAAGUGAGUAGGCAUUUAAUUGACUUAUCUUGUUUCUUUAGGGAGAUAUGUUCCAAAGUACUAAAUGUGGAGGAACUUGGGGCUCUUGAGAAGAGAAUUGCAGUGACAUUGUGUGAGUUGGAAAAUAUAUUCCCUCCCUCUUUCUUUACCGUGAUGGUACAUGUAGUCAUGCAUUUGGCUAGCGAAGCCAAAAUUGCCGGUCCAGUUCAUUAUCGUUGGAUGUAUCCCAUAGAGAGGUACUUGUCAAGGCUUAAGUCUUAUGUGCAUAAUAAAACUUAUCCAGAAGGCUCCAUUGCGGAAGGGUAUAUAGCAGAGGAAUGCUUAACAUUCUGUUCACGCUAUUUUAAAUCUGUUGAAACUGUAUUUAAUCGGCCUGUAAGGAAUGUUGAGGAAUCCAUGGGUGCAAUAGUGAGCAUUAUACUAGAUUCAAAUUCAUGGAUCCAAGCACAUCGUUAUGUGCUAUUCAAUUGUGAAGAAAUCACCCCAUUUCGCGAUGAACAUAUAGCGGAGAUUAAGGCUGGUUUCCCUUCUCAUGUGACUGAUGAUGUUAUUCAAAAGCAGCACAUAGAGAAAUUCUGCAACUGGUUUAGGGAAUAUGUGAUGUCAAUGGAUGCCUCUAAGAAAAAGGAAAUCUCUGAUAAAGUUAGAUGGCUUGCUCGAUAUCCAGAUAAUGAAGCAAAAAGGUUCAAGCGUUAUGUUAUAAACGGUUUGAAGUUUCGCACCAAAGAUUUUGAGGCAACUAGGAAAACUCAAAAUAGUGGAGUUUGUAUUGUUACUGAAGGUGGUGCUACUUAUUAUGGUGUACUAAUCGAUAUUAUUGAAUUGAACUACUCUGACAAGUAUCGAUAUGUAUUAUUCAAAUGUCAAUGGGCUGAUGUUAUUAGUGGGAGAGGAUGCAAAAAAGAUGAGUUUGGAUUUCCCCUUGUCAAUUUUUCAAGAUUGAUACACACAGGUGAUCAAUUGAUUGAUGAACCUUAUGUAUUAGCAUCCCAAGUUUCGCAAGUGUUUUAUGUGGAGGAUGUGAGACAUAAAGAUUGGGUAGUAGUGGUCAGAACCAAACCUAGGGAGGUGUUUGAUGUUGGUAUUCAAGCUUUAGAUGAUGAUGAUGAUGAAGUGGAUACAUAUAUGGAGAAUGUCCCUUAUAAUGUAACUACUGAUGAUGCAUGUGAUGAUGUAAAUGACAACCAUGCUUGGGCUCGAGUUGAUGAAGAAGGAACCAUUUAUGAUACACCGUUGAUUAAUGAGGAUGAAUUUCUUGAACAAGACUUUAUCGAUGAUGAAGAGCUUAGUGAUGAUGUUUAUGAGUCUAAUGACGAUGAGUCCAAUGAUGAUGGAUCCAAUAAUGAUGAGUCUAGUGAUGAUGACUAGUUGAAAUGGCAAGGAGAAAGGCAAAUCUGCACACACGUCCCAAGAGUGUUACAUUACAAAGAGCUUCUU